Austrofundulus limnaeus is the source of this 1838-nucleotide messenger RNA. RefSeq names its product gastrula zinc finger protein XlCGF57.1. The record is from RefSeq and is a predicted model, not a curated record. Gene Ontology annotation, biological process: regulation of transcription by RNA polymerase II. Gene Ontology annotation, cellular component: nucleus. NCBI's taxonomy places the organism in Eukaryota, Metazoa, Chordata, Actinopteri, Cyprinodontiformes, Rivulidae. Gene Ontology annotation, molecular function: RNA polymerase II cis-regulatory region sequence-specific DNA binding; DNA-binding transcription activator activity, RNA polymerase II-specific.
CUGACCAGACAGAAGAGMAGUUUGUUCUGGAACAGAAGACUGAUACCUUCAUUGAGACUUCAACUUGUGAAGAUCAAGACCACAGUGAACCAGAACCAAACAUGGACCAACUCCACUGUCACAUGUCUCCUGUAGAAGGGAUCCAAGAACCAAACAGAAGCAUGCAGGAAACACCAGGACCAAGUCCAAACUUAGUGCUGAAGGCAAAGAAGAGUUCUGACAGAAACAGAAGUAAGACUGUAAAAAGCUCUUAUCUGUCAGACAGUCUGUGUGAUGUUGACUCAGAUAAGGUUUUGGUCAAAUGGGACAUUUGUGGUAAAACUUUGAAGAUAAAAUCCUUUUUGAAGAAAUGUGGCAGAAUUGACACAGGUGAGAAUCAUGACUUUGAUAACACAGGUGAGAAAUCAGUUUGUGCCUCAUCAGCACCACGACACAGUCACAUAGAUGAGAGUAAAACAAACACUAACAAGAGUCAUAGAACUAUUUUUUCUCAUUUAUCAUCACUGAAGCGUCACAAUAAAGUUCACUCACAGGAAAAAUCUUUUUCAGCUAAAUUAUGUGAUAAAAUGUUUAAACAAAGUAACAAUUUGUUGUCCCAAAUGAAAACUUGCAAAGGGAAAAAAUCAUUUUCUUGUAAAGAAUGUGAGAAGAACUUUAGUUGUAAGGGUCACCUAUUGACCCACGUGAGAACUCACACAGGUGAGAGGCCCUAUUCUUGCGAACAAUGUGAGAAGAGUUUCAGUCUAAAGAGUAACUUAUUGACCCACAUGAGAACUCACACAGGUGAGAAGCUAUAUUCUUGCAAAGAAUGUGGAAAGAGUUUCAGUCGAAAGGGUAACUUAUUGACCCACAUGAAAACUCACACUGGUGAGAAGCCAUAUUCUUGCGAACAAUGUGGGAAGAGUGUCAGUCGAAAAAGUACCUUAUUGACUCACAUGAGAACUCAUACAGGUGAGAAACCUUAUUCUUGCAAAGAAUGUGGAAAGAGUUUCACUUUAAAGCAUCACUUGUUGUUUCACAUGAAAACUCACACAGGUGAGAAACCACUUUCGUGCAAAAAAUGUGGGAAGAGUUUCUUACAAACAGGUAACUUAUUAAAACACAUGAGAACUCACACAGGUGAGAAGCCGUAUUCUUGCAAACAAUGUGGGAAGAGUUUCAGUCGAAGUUAUACGCUAUUGACCCAUAUGAGAAGUCACACAGGUGAGAAGCCAUACUCUUGCAAACAAUGUGGGAAGAGUUUCUUUCAAACGGGUAACUUAUUGACCCACAUGAGAACUCACACAGGUGAGAAACCAUUUUCUUGCAAAAAAUGUGGUAAGAGUUUCUUGCAAAUGGGUAACUUACUUGCUCACAUGAGAACUCACACAGGUGAUAAGCCAUAUUUGUGCAAACAAUGUGGGAAGAGAUUUGGUCUUAAAUUCAGCUUAUUGAAACACAUGAGAAUUCACACUGGUGAGAAGCCGUAUUCUUGCAAACAAUGUGGGAAUAGUUACAGUAGAAGGGAUACGUUAUUGACCCACAUGAAAACUCACACAGGUGAGAAGCCAAUUUCUAGCAAAUAACGGAAGUAAAAAAUACUUGGAAAAAUCUUUGCAGUGCCAUAAAUGACAAAAUUUUGAUCUUAGCCCCCAAAUAAGCGUUUUCUCCAUUUAAAAAUUUUCUGGUGAAAGUCACAAGAAGUAAUAAUUAGUAGUUAAUUAGUAUAAUGUUUCUGUUUCAUAUUAGAUCAGUCUCUUCCCUGGUCACUUUUAAAACUUAACCUUGUUGUUUUACCUGUUUUAUAGCCUGGUAAAAACCAGACCCCUGUCCUUCACUUUGCUUCGUACGAGGGUCUG